CCAGAGAGUGAGGAGCUGGAGCUGCCAUAGUAACUAAGUAAGCCAGUUUUAUACAAGCCGUGGUGGUGUGCACUAGGACUAUUACCUCCACCUCCCCCCUCCCGCCUCACAUUGCUACUUGGUGAACUCUUCUCAGGUAAAAAAAAAAUAAUAUUAAUUCGACCACAAUGACUCCGCCGCUCAUAGUAGUGGUGCGGAUGCUGGUAGCUACCACAACUACGACCAUUUCGGCUGAGCUGGUAGAACUCUCCUACACCCUCGGAGUGGACGCCCCUACCUCCCCAAAGCUGAUGUCCUUCACUCACAAAAUUAUUAAAAAAGGAUUAAAUAAACUGAAUAUUUGGGUGGAACUGAACGACUUCUGCAGCUCAGAGCACUCAGGGACCCACGUCGAUGCCCCCAUCCACAAUAACCAACACGGCUGGUCCAUUGAGGAGAUCCCCACCAGCAGACUGUGGAGGGUGCCAGCUGUAGUGGUGGAUGUUUCGGGCCCGAUCAGCCAGUCGAAGAUCAAGAACUACGAGGUGAAGGUGGAUGACCUGACGCGGUGGGAGGAGAUUCACGGGGUCAUCCCAGACGGGGCACUGGUCCUCAUCCGCACUGGCUGGAGCAACAAGAUCAAGCAGAACAUUAGGGAGUAUGCGGGCCUUGACCAGCACAACAAGAUAAACUUCCCAGGGGUGGGCAAAGGCGCUGCUGAGUGGCUAGUUAAGCACGGCAGCCGCAAUGGGCACACGAAAGGCAUCGUGGGCGUGGGUAUUGAUACUCUCUCCCUGGACAAAGGUCAAUCAGUGCGCUAUCCAACCCAUGUCGCGCUCUUUAAGGAAAACAUCUACGGUGUUGAGAACCUGGCCAACCUGGACAAGCUGCCAGCGACGGGCUUCUAUGUGACGGUGAUGCCCUUGAGGAUUGGCAGAGGCAGCGGUUCCCCCGCCAGGAUAAUCGCUGAGGUGGGUGAGUUACCUCCAGGGACCUCUACAGCCUCCUCUCCGGUCUCCUCCAUUUUGAUUCUGCUACUGGUGGCAACUCUGACUCUGGAUUGGCUCUUAUAGGCCCCUGCUUCUAAUAUGAAUACUUUACCAGCAUCGCGAGAGCCAUCGGGAGCACCUGUUGGUUCACCAUCUGCCUUCAUUGCUUCCACCUCCUACAUUCUUCCGAUGGCGACGUUGACGACGAGCCCUCUCCCAGGAUCAAACUAUCAACACAUUAUGACAGUACAAGACAUCAACAGUGUAAUUCAGUGUAAUUGACGUAAUUCACAAUAUAAUUAUACUAAAACAAGGAAAGUGUAAUCUAUCAAAUAGUAUAUAUUUUUUUUUUUUUUUUUAAAGAUUUCAGA
Molecule: messenger RNA, 1339 nt
Organism: Homarus americanus (American lobster)
Lineage: Eukaryota; Metazoa; Arthropoda; Malacostraca; Decapoda; Nephropidae
Product: isatin hydrolase-like
Exons: 6
Coding region: 168-1052 (294 amino acids)
Molecular function (GO): arylformamidase activity
Source: RefSeq, a predicted model, not a curated record